Molecule: messenger RNA, 5739 nt
Organism: Fusarium oxysporum Fo47
Lineage: Eukaryota; Fungi; Ascomycota; Sordariomycetes; Hypocreales; Nectriaceae
Product: Hydantoinase B/oxoprolinase-domain-containing protein
Exons: 6
Coding region: 1-5685 (1894 amino acids)
Biological process (GO): glutathione metabolic process
Cellular component (GO): cytosol
Molecular function (GO): 5-oxoprolinase (ATP-hydrolyzing) activity
Source: RefSeq, a predicted model, not a curated record
AUGGGUGACAUUCGAGUUUCAAUCGAUCGGGGCGGCACAUUUUGUGACGUGAUCGCUACAGGCGCUGAUGGAAACGACCCUUUCAUCUUCAAGCUCUUAUCAGAGGACCCAUCCAACUAUCCAGAUGCACCAGCGGAGGCAAUUCGAAGGGUAUUAGAUAAGUAUGAAGGAAAGACGAUUCCUGCCGGUGAGAAGCUCGAUGCUUCAAGAAUAGCAUCAUGCCGUAUCGGUACCACGGUUGCGACGAAUGCUCUCCUCACGGGCAAUGGCGAGAAGUUUGCUUUUGCAACUACCAAAGGUUUCAAAGACGUUUGCGUUAUUGGAGAUCAGUCUCGUCCUGAAUUGUUCAACCUUGAGAUACGCAAGCCAACCGCCCUCCACUCUAGUGUUAUCGAGAUUGAUGAGAGAGUCACCAUAGAAGACUAUGAUCUGAACCCUCACAAGCAAAAAACAGUCAACGUCGAGAACGAUGCGAACUUGGUCAAAACUCCAAGCGGUGAAGUCAUCCGGAUUCUCAAGAGACCUGAUGAGAAAAUCGUACGACAACAGCUCGAGGUCCUGCUGGAACAAGGCUACACAUCGCUCGCAGUAUGCUUCAUGCAUGCCUAUAUCUUUCCAGACCACGAGAAGAUGGUAGCCCGAAUCGCAAAGAAGGUCGGUUUUCAAUUCGUCACUAUCUCGUCUGAGACCAGCCCAGCGAUCAACUUCCUCAGAAGGAGCAACUCUACUUGUUCAGAAGCGUACUUAUACCCCAUCAUCAGACGAUACAUCAACAAUUUCCAAGCAGGCUUCAAGAUCCCUCCCCAGAGGGUAGAGUUUAUGUGCUCUGACGGUGGGCUCAAGCAGGCCGAUAAGUUUCGAGGAAACGAGGCACUGUUGAGCGGACCAGCUGGCGGUGUUGUGGGUACAGCGAAAUGUUUCGACGUUGAUGAGGGGACACCUGUUAUUGGAUUCGACAUGGGUGGUACAAGCACUGAUGUGUCGAGAUAUGACGGGAAAUACGACUUUCUCCAACAGACAUCCAUCGCUGGGCGAACUAUCAACCUGUCCAUGCUUAAUAUUGCAACUGUAGCUGCAGGAGGUGGAUCAAUCUUGUUUGCCCGCAAUGGGUUCUUAUCCGUUGGCCCAGAGUCUGCUGGAGCGCACCCGGGGCCUUCAUGCUAUAGAAAGGGAGGUCCUCUGACCGUUACCGAUGCCAAUCUGUUCCUCGGACGGCUCGUACUUUCGUCGUUCCCUGCCAUCUUUGGAGAGUCUGGAGAUCAAGAAAUAGGCACAGAAAUCGUGGCUAGCAAGUUUGAGGAAAUUACUCAAGACUUCAACCGGCAGACGUCUCAGGAUCUUACAUGCGAGGAGGUAGCUUCAGGGUUCUUGAACAUAGCCAACGAGACAAUGAGUCGACCUAUCCGAAACGCAACCGAGGCUAGAGGCUACGCUCCUGAGAGCCACAAUCUCGUGAGCUUUGGUGGUGCAGGUGGCCAGCAUGCUUGUGCUAUUGCUGAUAAGCUUGGCAUCAAGCGCGUGAUCAUACACAAACUUUCAUCGCUGCUCUCAGCUCAUGGUAUCGCGCAUGCGGAGCUUCAGUAUGAGAUGUUCGAGCCAUUCGCAGCCGAGCUCGACAUAAAAGCCAUGAAAGGGGUAGAAAGCCUCUUUCUAACACUGAAGGACAAGGUGACUAAGGAGUUGGUGUCCCAAAAGGCUUCAGAGGAAAGCUUGGUUUUUGACGAGGCACUUGUGUUGAAGUAUUUUGGCACUGAUACAAAUCUUUCCAUUUCUAAACCCGCCGAUGGCGACUAUGCUGCUGCCUUCACAGCUCUGCAUCUACGCGAAUUUGCCUUUUCUAUGAAUAGGCCUAUUAUCAUCGAAUCUGUCAAGGUUCGAGGCUCAGGAAGCACUGGUGCACCGAGUCAUGAGACGUCAGCAUGCAAAGAGAUGGCUUCAAGUAAGCGAAAGUUGUUCUCCGACAGUGCUGUGAGGCAAAGAGUAUACCUUGAUGGCUCAUGGCAGGAGACGAGAGUCUUCAAGCUGGAUGAUAUCCCUGAGGGAAGUCUUAUCAACGGCCCAGCAAUUAUAAUCGACGAGACACAGACAAUACUUGUGGAAUCUCUCUUCCAGGCACAUAUUCUAGUCAACUAUGUUGUGCUGGAAAAGAUAGCUUCUGAAGAACAAUCCCUCAAGUGUUCUAUUUCACGGACCUUAUCUACAUCGAAAGACACCCUAAGUCCCAUUAAACUAUCCGUCUUCGCCCAUCGCUUCAUGGCAAUCGCCGAGCAAAUGGGCAACACCCUCCAACGAACAUCCAUCUCAAGCAGCAUCAAAGAACGACUCGACUUUUCCUGCGCCAUCUUUUCCCCCGAGGGCAAACUUGUCGCCAACGCUCCCCACAUCCCCAUCCAUCUCGGAAGCAUGCAAUUUGCUGUCCAGGCCCAGCACCGCCACUGGAGCGGAAAGCUUAAACCUGGCGACGUUCUUCUAACGAAUCAUCCAUCUUGGGGUGGAACCCAUUUACCGGACUUAACAGUGGUUACACCUGUUUUCGUGGGAGAUCAGAUAGCAUUCUACGUUGCGUCUCGAGGUCACCAUACCGAUAUCGGCGGUAUGGGUAUCACUAGUAUGAUGCCCGAGUCGCGGUCUCUAUGGGAGGAGGGUAUAAUAGUACCAUCCAUGAAGAUCGUCAGCAGUGGCGAGUUUCUUGAAAGUGAAGUCCGGGCCGCGUUUGAGAAAGUCGGUACUUAUCCUGGCUGCAGCGCAACACGCCGUAUUCAAGACAAUAUUUCAGACCUCAAAGCACAGACGUCAGCUAACCAGCGCGGUAUAACCCUCCUUCAGAAGCUCUGCAACGAGUAUUCGCUAGAAGUGGUGCACAAGUACAUGACGGGUAUCCAAGAUAAUGCAGAGCUUGCAGUACGGGAGUUCUUCAAGAAACUGGCUCAUGAGCAUCCGGGUCCUCUAUCAGCGACAGAUUACCUGGACGAUGGCACUGUCAUGAAAGUCAGGAUCAGUAUCGACAAAGACACAGGUAGUGCUAUAUAUAACUUCGCUGGCUCAGGUCCCCAGAUGUGGGGAAAUUAUAACUGUCCAAUUUCUAUCACCCACUCGGCGAUUAUCUACAGCAUCAGAUGCUUGGUCAAUCUUGAAAUCCCCCUAAACGAAGGCUGCUUAGCACCAUGCGAUAUUCGCGUGCCCGUGGGCUCUAUCCUCAAUCCCACUCCGACUGUGGCCAUCUGUGGCUCAACACUAGCAAGUCAGCGAGUAAUCGACCUAGUCCUCCGUGCUUUCGGUCGCUUUGGCGCAAGUCAGGGUUGUGCAAAUGCUCUCGGUUGGGGCAUGGGGGGCAAGAAUCCAGUGACGGGUAAGACUGAACCAGGGUGGAAUUACGGAGAGUCGAUUGGCGGAGGGGUCGGUGCUGGUGAGGGCUACAACGGUGCGAGCGGCGUGCACGUCCAUUCCACGAACACCCGUCAAACCGAUAGUGAAGUGAUAGAAAAGCGCACUGCCGUCCUUGUACGAAGAUAUGGCAUCCGAGAGGGCAGCGGCGGAAAAGGUCGCUGGCGUGGUGGCGAUGGCAUCAUUCGCGAGAUCGAAGCGCGCGCAAAUCUCAAGUUCAGUAUCCUGAGCGAUCGACGGGUGUACAGACCGUACGGAAUGGCUGGGGGUUAUGGAGGCCAAAAGGGCGAAAACCUUGCUUUUAAGUUCAAUGAGCAGCUUGAGAUGGAAGCAAUUAAUCUGGGUGGCAAGGCGAUUGUGCAUCUUGUGCCUGGAGAGUAUAUCCAGAUCAAUACGCCUGGAGGAGGCGGCUAUGGAACGCCAGAUGAUGAGGAGGUCGACCCAGGCUUCAAGGUUGUAAUAGUGAGAAAUAAUCGGAUAUUGUGUAACUGGAAGGUGAAAUUAUCUAUCAAGCUUAGGGUAGGUAAAAUGCGACUUAUCAAUACCACGACCCUCGAGGUGGAAGAAUUCUUUGACGUGUCCAUUCCCGAAUAUGCUAUUCUAUCGCAUACCUGGGGCGACGGUGAAGUCUCACUACAAGACUGGGCCGAUCGCAAGAACCGCCGCUUCAAGCCCGGGUUUCAGAAGAUCGUCUGGGCCUGUGCUCAAGCUGCCAAGGACCAGUUGGGCCACGUUUGGGUAGACACCAAUUGUAUCGACAAGAGCAGCUCUGCGGAGCUAUCUGAGGCUAUUAAUUCCAUGUUCAGAUGGUACCGAAGAUCUGCUGUCUGCUACGUAUACCUCGAGGAUGUCCCUGCCAUGACUUUGGAUGAAUGCACAAAGGCGGAUAGUGCGUUUAGGAAUGCAAGAUGGUUCACAAGAGGCUGGACUCUCCAGGAACUAAUCGCACCGCCGAAUGUCAGUUUCUUCUCCAGCAACUGGACUCUGAUAGCGACAAAGUCUGAGCUGGCACCUUGCAUCACCGAGAUCACAGGCAUCCCUUGGUCAUGUCUACUCAAGGGCAGGCUGUCCAAAGCACAUCCACUGCGGAGAUACAGCGUUGCACAGAGAAUGGCCUGGGCUUCAAGCCGUUCAACGACACGUAUUGAGGACCAGGCAUACUCUCUCCUCGGACUCUUCGACAUCUCCAUGCCACUGGUAUACGGCGAAGGCUUUGAAGCUUUCACCAGACUACUUGGAGAGAUCAUCCACAAAUAUGCAGAUCAUAGCUUCUUUGCAUCCCGACUGCAAUAUAUCACUCUGCCCAUUGUGCCUACUUUGGUUCCUCAUUUCGUAUUUGGCGUGCUUGAUUGUUGGGACAUUGAGACUACGAGUACCACGACAACGCGUUAUGUAUCACGAAUAUGGAUACCACUCCUCCGGAAGGGAAAUGGUGAGUCGCAGCGGUACCUACGAUUGAUCUGGCCUAAAACCUUUUUCCCGGUAAAGAUGGCUCGGAAGGACAGUAUAAUGUUUCACGAAGAAGAGCAAAUUCUCUCCAAAGGAGACGAGCAUACAUCAGUUGAUUCAGAAGAACCUUCCAAUCACGUGGACACAGUAUCAACAGCGAUGCAAAGAAGCAUUCUGGUCAAGAAGCCAUAUGCGACCAUCCUCUCAGUCCCGUCGUGGCAGCCUCGUGAAGCAGGAAGCCCGUUCCUACUCUGCUUUCCUCGAGGAACGGCAGACUACCGUCUAUACGGUAUCUUCCCCAGCGACCAUGAGUCUGACACCGCAUGGGCAUCGGAGACACCCCCUUUACUACCACUGAUAAUGCCACGCCGCAUUCACAGAAGCAGCCACCAGGCAGACGAGAGAGAGCUGUUUGGAAAAGGCCAAACGGAAAUUUAUGCUGCAAUGGUCGUGUUCAAGAAGAGAGGAUCAAAACCUCCCAGAUUCGUUGCUAUCUUCCUGUCCAAUAUUGCACAAAAGGAUAACAGGAAAGAAGGAAGAAUAGUCUUCGAGCCUAGAAGUAAGGUCAUUCCGAACUGGUCACCAACGGGAGAUGCAGAUUUGGAAGCCGUUGAUUUCUCUAGUUUUCCCGAUGUUGAAUUUGAUGGCGACACGUUGGUUACGGUGCAGAAGAUAGCAAGUAACCCAAGGAUAAGAGCUAAAGAUCGUUUUGUUGGGCUGACGCAGAUUAUCUUCGAUAGAGAGCAGAUGAUGGAAGAGUUGCGUUUACUACCAGAUAGAAAAGACAAGGCAUCGAGGGGGAUCUUGCAGCAUUAUGGCCAGGAUUCGUCAGACGAAGAGGCUGCCGACUGAUCUAGUACUUCAUCUUUGUAUUCUAGUUGAAUUAUUGUUUAAUGCAAUUCGUAC